This is a messenger RNA of Stylophora pistillata, 953 nucleotides long. RefSeq lists its product as uncharacterized. NCBI's taxonomy places the organism in Eukaryota, Metazoa, Cnidaria, Anthozoa, Scleractinia, Pocilloporidae. The record is from RefSeq and is a predicted model, not a curated record.
AUCGUUCUCAUUCCGUCACCGAAAGCUAUUCCAUCGGUUCACUGAAUAACGAACGCAUGAACAAACUGCAUUCGCUAAAGUCAUGACCAUAAAAGAACAAAACACAGUUGAAUUAACUGAAACGAAUAAACUCAAGCAAGGGCUAUUGCCGGCGUUGCAUUCAUUUGAAACUUGAGAUACAUCGGAGAGGAUGAAAUUCCGAAGCCUUGUGAGCAUAUCAAGUGAAAAUGUUCGUGAAAACAAGCAGAUUGCGCACAAUCUGAGUUCGCCGCCAGACGCCAAGAACUACAAGGGAACGAUUCGCCGACAGGAAAGAGAAGGAAGCCCGAAAUGUUACCACUGUGACGGAGACGAAAACAUAACUGUGGAACAUUUCCUGCUGUCCUGCUCAAAGUUUGAGGAGAUUCGCUCAGAACUGUUGUGCCAACUCCGCGGCGAGCUGCAGGCUAUAGGCGAGAGAGGUUUUCAAGUGUGGGAGACCUUUACAGCAAGCAGCCCAGCAUUCCAGUCCAAGAUCAUUCUUGGAGCGCAAAGCUUUGGCGCUGAAGAGGACGAGGCAAUCAAUCACUUUCGGACGCAGUACGUCGCCAGGGCCUGGAGCGAGAGGCUGGUAAUUUGAGGUCGUUUUGCUGCCUAAACUCGUUUUCAGAACAAUUGUCCCAAGUUUUUUUUUUUUUUUUCAGUAACACAUUCUCGUCUGCUUGCAUUUAUAAGAUACAAAACACCUAAAUUAUUGUGAUAUUUUUAACUACUCUACAUACCAAUAACAUUCAAAAGUAUCCGAAAAUCUUCGAGAUGUAGGGCGAAUUCAUCUGUUUUAUCAGCUUGUCUCCAAGCUCUUCUUCUUAUUCUAGAGGAUACCACGGAAACAGUCUCUCUCAUUGGAUCUUUCCGUCUCUCGAGGCUUUAGGGAUCAAAUAAUUUGGAUAUAUCAACAAAGUUGAAAUGGUAAA